Trypanosoma rangeli is the source of this 759-nucleotide messenger RNA. Its product is annotated as Derlin-2/3. The coding region runs from base 1 to 759 and encodes 252 amino acids. Gene Ontology annotation, molecular function: ubiquitin-specific protease binding; misfolded protein binding. Lineage: Eukaryota; Euglenozoa; Kinetoplastea; Trypanosomatida; Trypanosomatidae. The transcript has a single exon. Gene Ontology annotation, biological process: endoplasmic reticulum unfolded protein response. The record is from RefSeq and is a predicted model, not a curated record. Gene Ontology annotation, cellular component: Hrd1p ubiquitin ligase ERAD-L complex; endoplasmic reticulum membrane.
AUGGCACAGAGCUUUGAUAAUUGGCUAAGUAGUUUGGGCCCUCUCACGAGGUAUGCCCUGGGCACCGUGGUGUUGCUCACGGCUGGUGCCUCGCUGGGGAUCAUUCCGAUUCAAUACAUUCUACUUUCACCCAUAGCUCUUACGGAGCUCCAGCUGUGGCGACUCCUCACAGCUGCCUUCUUCUUUGGUGGCUUCUCCUUCCCGUGGCUGCUCUCCGUUGCCAUGUUUGUGUCAUAUGUGAACUACAACGAGACCUACGACUUCAAGGGCAAAAGCGGGGACCUGCUCUGGAUGGGGUUCUUCCUCAUCCUUGCGAACGCCAUGGGUGGCCUCCUGCUUGGGAUGCUCAUCACCAGCUUCGCCUUGUUGAUGUCUCUCUGCUGGGUCUUCUGCAAACGGCACCCGGAGCUGCGCAUGACCCUGUACGGCUUCGAGUUUCACGCCAACACCUUUCCCUGGAUCCUCCUCGUCUUUCACCUUAUUAUUGGCCAAAGCAUCUUGGAGGACCUUCUCGGCAUUGUCGUGGGUCACCUCUUCUUUUUCUGUAGGGAUGUGCUGCCGAAGACGCACGGCAUCGAUCCCCUUUGUACACCCGCAUGGUUCCAGCGCUACGUGAUGCCGAAUGUUGGCCCCGUUGGCGUUGCUACCUUGUACCCGGCCGUUCACCCACAGGUUGGGAGGUUUGCACGCCAGCCGCCAGCCGCCAACGCCGGACUUCGACACCGCUGGGGGGCCGGACAUGUGCUUGGGUCCGAAUGA